Molecule: messenger RNA, 1287 nt
Organism: Gracilinanus agilis (Agile Gracile Mouse Opossum)
Lineage: Eukaryota; Metazoa; Chordata; Mammalia; Didelphimorphia; Didelphidae
Gene: IKZF1
Product: IKAROS family zinc finger 1
Exons: 8
Coding region: 1-1107 (368 amino acids)
Biological process (GO): regulation of transcription by RNA polymerase II
Molecular function (GO): DNA-binding transcription factor activity; RNA polymerase II cis-regulatory region sequence-specific DNA binding
Source: RefSeq, a predicted model, not a curated record
AUGUUGCAUUGGAAUGAGGAAGUGGAGUGGAGAGGGGAGGGACCGAGAGCGGAGCUGCCUCCUGCCGCAGCGGCUCUGCUGCGAGGUGGAGCAGCAGCACAUGGAGCUGGAGAGGACUGGGAGAGCUGUCUUCUGCCAGCCCCGGCCAAAGCAGAUAACCUGAGGAAAAUGGAAACUGAUGAAGCUCAAGACAUGUCCCAAGUUUCAGGAAAGGAAAGUCCUUCAGGAAGUGAUGUACCUGAUGAUUCAGAUGAACCUAUGCCUGUGCCAGAAGAUCUUUCUACCACUUCAGGAGGACAGCAGAAUUCUAAGAAUGAAAGAGUUUUGGUUACAUAUGGGGCUGAAGGCUUUAGGGAUUUUCACGCAUUAAUUCCCAAAUCUUAUUCUCCCAGUAAUGUUAAAAUAGAGACUCAGAGUGAUGAAGAGAAUGGGCGUGCCUGUGAAAUGAAUGGGGAAGAAUGUGCGGAGGAUUUACGAAUGCUUGAUACCUCGGGAGAGAAAAUGAAUGGUUCACACAAUGGCCAAGGCAGCAAAGCUUUGUCAGGAGUUGGAGGCAUUCGACUUCCUAACGGAAAGCUAAAAUGUGAUAUCUGUGGGAUCAUUUGCAUCGGUCCUAAUGUGCUCAUGGUUCACAAAAGAAGCCACACUGGAGAACGCCCUUUCCAGUGCAAUCAGUGUGGUGCCUCUUUUACUCAGAAAGGCAACCUCCUCCGUCAUAUCAAGUUGCAUUCUGGUGAGAAGCCCUUCAAGUGUCAUCUCUGUAACUAUGCAUGCCGCAGGAGGGAUGCCCUCACAGGUCACCUGAGGACUCAUUCGGUUGGUAAACCUCACAAAUGUGGAUAUUGUGGCCGAAGCUAUAAGCAGCGAAGCUCUUUAGAGGAGCAUAAAGAGCGCUGCCACAACUACUUACAAAGCAUGGGCCUCCCAGCCACUCUGUACCCAGUCAUUAAAGAAGAAACCAACCAUAGUGAAAUGGCCGAAGAUUUGUGCAAGAUUGGAUCUGAGAGAUCCCUCGUGCUGGAUAGACUAGCAAGUAACGUCGCCAAACGUAAGAGCUCUAUGCCUCAGAAAUUUGUGGGUAAGAGUUCAACGUUUGAUGUCUCUUAAAAAACCAAAUAUGCUAAUGGAUAUUUUCAAACUUGCUUUAUGCUAGGGGAUAAGGGAAAAAGAAUUAAAAAAAAACAAACAAACAAACAGGUAAGCUGAAUGGUUCUUCCCCUCUCUAGGUUCAUUUAUAGACAUUAGUUGGUGCUUAAUAAAUGUUUAUUGAUGGAUGGAGAGUUUACA